CGGGUGGAUUUUUCAAAAGAACUCAGGCAACUCUGGGCGAUGGCCGGACCAGUGCGACGGCUUACAGCAGCGACAACGAUGAGUUAGCGGCUGAUGCUUAGGGGCAGCAGCUAGCACAAUCAUUACCAAUCAACGCGAGUUUGCAACUGUGGCUAGCCGUCAACAAAAUUUUCGUUUACCUUACUAUAUUCUAUAUAUUGUACCUGCCUAACGGGAGAACCACCACAACUGGUGGAAUUUGUGAUGGCCGGGGGUGGCUGAGCGGCAGAAAAAGCCGCAUUGUAGGUUCAAGUUGUGUAUGAAUGUUGGAAUACAUGUUCCAACACCUGCUUAGACCACAGCCAUCGUCGACGAAAGGCUGCCUGGUUCUCAUCGUAUUGUAUGGAGUGGAUGACGUGAAGAGUGAGUGGUAGUGCGAAAGAAGAACAUUGUAUCGACCACAAUUAGGGCCCUCCGCUUCAGCUGCGGCGUUGCAAAUUGGUUUUUUUCCUGCAUACGGUUUAAUAAAGCUAGAAAAAAACUCGGUAAAAGGUGGCGACGAGAUUACCUAGUACUACUAGACAAGGCAGUGAAUGUGAAAUUUAGUGCGUGCCCCUUUUCCUAACCCCUAUUUCCCGCUCCUAAUUGUCUUUUCUCGCCUCCCAGGAUACGAAAAUUACGUGCUCGUGUGUGCCAGUUUUUGAUUUUCGAAUGUGUACAGCCAACCAGUGAUAGUAAUAGCACAGCUGGUACUUCUAGGAUUAACCUUACCGUGUGUUGUUAGCUGGCAAAACAAUCGAAGAAAAUUAAGGUCUGUGAUUAUCAUAGGAAGAUUUUCACUCAUGAAUUUGCUGUCAAUUCCUGUUCUAAACGCUUCUGGUGCCGAUCACAAGGGUCCGGACCAGCGCUUGUGCACAGCAUCGAUGUCUAUUGCUUCCGCCUAAGCUACUGUGUACCCCUGUAUAGGGUGCGGUUCAGUAAGAAGAGAAGUAGAGAGGCCGCUCCAUUUUAUCGCCACAACCAAUCUAGCUGUUUUCACAACUACGCUAAUGUUGCUACUUCUAACUAGUUUACUUACAUACUGGCGGUAGGGCUGGUGCAGGCAUAUAAAAAAUACACAAUCGAUUUUCAGGCAACUGUGCAACGACGCAAGUGGUUGCGUCUGCCCCCCUCCUCAGAAACAAUAAGUAAUAGCAUAGAGUAUAAUAAAAAUAUACACAUAUACGUUGACUUCACCAAGAAGAAGCAAGAGAAGGAGGUUGACGCGUUGCUCCUAUUGACGCUACUGCUUCUUCGUUGUCACGAUGGGCACUUGCUUCAGCAAAUCUCGUUCGGGAGUUAAGGCGAAGCCUGACGAAACCGCCUUAAGCUCAGAGGUAAUGGGAGCUCCUCACCCGAUUAUAAGUGGCGGACAUGGCCCUAUCCAGACGGGCCCUGCAGUCAGCAGCGUAGGAAUGGUGGGCGUCGGCGGAGUGCCGGUUGCCGUGGGAAGUGUUGUUGUGGCUACCGGCCAGGAGCCAAGACAACAUAUAGGCAUCCACUCAGGACACCCGGCGCUGGACGCUGCCCUCGGUGGUGGUAUGCCUAAUGAUGCUUCAGAAGGUGGCCAUGGGUCGCCUGGUAUAAUGUCCGCCGCUCCAAAAGUAUUUGUGGCUUUAUACGAUUACGAUGCUCGGACUGAUGAAGACCUAUCGUUUAAGAAAGGCGAACAUCUCGAAAUCCUGAACGAUACACAGGGCGACUGGUGGUUUGCCCGUAGCAAGUCAACGAAACACGAAGGAUACAUACCCUCGAACUAUGUAGCUAAGCUCAAAUCUAUCGAGGCUGAACCGUGGUAUUUCGGAAAAAUUAAGAGAGUCGAAGCAGAAAAAAAGCUUUUAUCUCCGGAAAACGAACAUGGAGCUUAUCUGAUUAGGGAUUCAGAAAGUCGAAGAAAUGACUAUUCAUUGUCAGUAAGAGACGGUGAUUCCGUCAAGCACUACCGUAUCCGUCAGCUAGACGAAGGAGGAUUUUUCAUUGCUCGAAGGACCACAUUCCGUGCACUACAGGAUCUCGUAGAUCAUUAUAGCAGGGACCCCGAUGGACUUUGUGUCAAUCUCAAAGCACCUUGCGUUCAGGAUCAACCUGCCCAGCAGUCGUGGGUGGAAAAACCAUCGACCGGCGGUCUGUCUCAUAAGACCCGCGAUCAUUGGGAAAUAGACAGAAGCUCGCUCAAAUUCAUCCGAAAGUUAGGACAAGGACAAUUUGGUGAAGUCUGGGAGGGGCAAUGGAACAAUACAACACCUGUCGCAAUCAAGACACUGAAGCCCGGCACCAUGGACCCAAAAGAUUUCCUCGAGGAAGCUCACACCAUGAAAAAAUUGCGUCAUCCUAAGCUGGUGCAGUUGUACGCUGUGUGUACACUUGCAGAGCCUAUAUAUAUAAUUACGGAACUUAUGAAAAACGGCUCACUCCUCGAGUAUCUACAGGGUAAGGGACGAUCACACAAAUUGCCUCAGCUGAUCGAUAUGGCUGCCCAAAUCGCCGCUGGAAUGGCUUUUCUGGAGCAGCAGAAUUACAUCCAUCGCGACCUAGCCGCCAGAAAUAUCCUGGUUGGCGAUAACAAUCAGGUCAAGAUAGCUGAUUUCGGCUUAGCUAGGCUCAUUAAGAAUGAGGAUGAGUACGAGGCUCGAGUGGGAGCGCGGUUCCCAAUUAAAUGGACCGCUCCAGAAGCCGCCAAUUACUCGCGUUUCUCGAUUAAGUCAGACGUCUGGUCGUUCGGCAUUCUGCUCACCGAACUGGUCACGUACGGAAGGAUACCUUAUCCUGGUAUGACGAACGCAGAGGUAUUACACCAAGUGGAACAUGGCUACCGCAUGCCAUCGCCGCCACAGUGUCCCGUGGCACUAUACGAAAUCAUGCUCGAGUGCUGGCACAAGGACCCCAUCAAGCGGCCAACUUUCGAAACACUACAGUGGAAGCUGGAAGACUUCUUUACAUUGGAAGGCUCCGAAUACAAGGAAGCUUCCAUCGCCUACUGAGCCUCUCCAUAGUCCUCUCACGCUCAAUCACCAUAAAGUUAUAAUUUUUAUUACUGUUCGUACCAAACAUGACUAUCUUUCAAACUGCAUUAUUACAUUCGUUACGUGAAAUCGGAUCGCACGUAAUGCAUUUGUUGCGAAAAAAGAACGUUGCGUUUAUAGGUAGCAAGCAUACUUUCAAUCCAAUUGCUUUUCCAGAAACGGAUGGCACCGCUUUACUCUCUGGAGAAGCGAAUAGUGCACAUAGUAAGAGAUAACUAUACGUUUAUCAGCCUAGAAAAAAAUUCGUCAAGUACCUUUGUAGUUCACGUCUAACUGAACCCUUUUCUUACUUUUAAAUGUAAUAAUUCUGGAGGUAACACACGUUUUAUGUGUGACCAGAUUCCACGUAACUAAGUAGUAUCCUGGAUAAACUGCAGAAUUGCAGCAAUAGUAGCAUGGACGACGAUAAUAUCCCAGGCAGUAGUAUAAAAAGGGUCAACAAAAUCGCGCAGCGUUGCUGAAUCCGCCAGACUCCUAUUACAAUGACGUAAGUAUUGCCGCAAAAGCUCCAAGGAUUUCUCAAGUUUAUUUUAUGAACGAUAAGGCCACUACAGCGAUCGCUAGGGCUGAUAUUAUUAGUAUAAAUAAUUCCACAGUGACGAUUACAUAUUAGUUCGGUGAAAUUCUUUCAACUUCAAAAAGCAUUUGCUUAUUUCCACACAGUAGAUCUUGUAUUCUCCUGCACCAGUAGUCAUCUUUGGGUACUCUCUGAAAUAAGACGAUAUAGAAUUACUCGCCUUUGGCCACCAAACGAGAAUGUUUCGUCUGAGAUUUUUUACUUAACUCCUUUUUACAAAACGUACAUCCUAUCACUCACUAACACAUUGCGAACCAAAACGCAACUCCACUAUUCGUCCCGUUGAUUUUGCACUAUGCCUCUUCGAUCUUGCAGCACCGUGCUAAUUUAAAAAGAAAAUCUACAUUAUAGCCUAAUGUUACAAUUAUCCUCGCUUGAAUGUUAUAUAUAUAUAUAUAUAUAUAUAUAACCCAAGUCGGAGGGGCUGAUGGUUUUUAUUCAUCAGAUUCAAGAGUAUCUUUCUGAUGUAAACACUUUAAAACUAUUUGUGGCACUCUAGUUGCUUAAUCCUAGCAAUACUCGCCCGAGUAUAAGUACCCGAGUAUAAGACAUUGGACUGACAUACGACAAUUAAACAAGGCACGUGAAUUUUAGGAAACGCUCGGUACGCUUGAAGGGAAUCCAAUAUAUAACGGCCAUCGAGACACCGAUAUAUUUUUUGGAAAUGUGUAAGCUAGUACCUAGUGCUUUCAAAAUGGCUCUGCGCGGUGAAACUAGCGUGCUUACAGACUCGGUAGAUUGAUACUGGAAAUACCACAUAUUAUACCAAAAUAACUGAGUGAGGGAGUGAAGGGGGUUUUGUAAUAUCAUUCGAGGUUAUCUAAAAGUAAGAUCUACUCGCAUUAUGAUUACGAUUAUUCGGCUCGAUAUCGGCGUAUGAAUGUAACUGAAAAUUUUGUGCCGCUGUACAUUAUGACGGUGGCUCGCAUUGUUAUGCUUUUGAGGGACAAAUGGAAAAAAUUAUCUGGCUAGUCUCCAAAAUAAAGCAUCUUAGAUCGUACGUCGUCGCAGUGAAGAAUGUGACGUGGAGCUAAGAUGUAACGCGUCAAAUGGUGGAGAGUGCAUAAAUUCAGUGUGGAUGAGAAUAACAAUAAUAUCUAUACAUAAAUACAAUAACAACAAUAGGUCGUAGGUGCGCUGAUGAGGAUGGUGAGCGUGUGUGAGGGAUGAUAAGGAGAACAGAGCGGUGACAGGAGCUAAGAGUAUGGAAAUACGAGACAUGAGGAAAAAUAACAUCUGACAAGAGCGACGUGGAGAGAACAGACCCACGCUAUAGAACAGCGUGUAAGCAUUUCGUCUCAAAGCUAGGACAAAAAAGGAUGUGAGGUUAUAUGUAUAAACGUUGUGCGGAUGCGAAUAAGUAAUUGAACGUGCGUAUGUCUCAAUGUUUGUCUUGUGACGAGUGACAAGGGGGAUGCGUGCAUCCUUCGCUUGCCUUAGAAGAAUACCUUCAAAUCGCUGUUGUUUCAUUAUGAUUUCGGAAGACGAUAACAUACGAAUAAAACAAAAACGAUUUGCUGACUGAUUAUUAUCCAUUACACAAGUCCGCAUACAUAAAAAAGUAGGAGGUGGAUUGUACAGGAAAUGCACAUUUUGCAGUGCGGUUUUAUUUGAAAUAUUCUAUACAUUAUAUGUAUGUGUGUAUAUAUAUAUAUAUAUAUAUAUAUAUAUAUAUAUAUAAUCUCAAGUAUCCGUACUUCAUUUAAUUGCACUAAUGUUCACUACAUUGUUUAUUUUUUUUACUCACGACCACUACUACUUGGACACACAAGAGAUGCCGCCACCCUUCGCUCUCGUGUUCACUGAUCUCCGUAACGAAUCUAGUUGUGUCUCGGUAAAGUAUGUAGUUACUGACGCUGCGAGAUCACGUCAUCGAUGAUAUUAUAGGUGGCCUUUAAUCAAAGAGAUCAACUUUAGAAACACGCAUCAGGGCUUUGAAUAGAUCAAGUCAUUCCGUUUAACCACUUAAGAUUAUAGUUGAAUGCGGGCGCUGUCGUCAUUCUAACUCCACCUCGAUCAAACAUUCCUAAUACAUAACGAUAAAAUGAAAGUAAUGUAAACGACGAAUACAAAAGAAAAUGCGUUAUUUGUUUUUUGGCAUAGCUGUUAGCACGCAAAAGUACCCCUGCAAUUUGUAUUGGAAUCUGUAGCAAGUCGAAGUGGAAAUCGGGCACCGACGUCGACUGCUCCGGAGAUUGGCUGAUUUGCCUAAUGUAGCUGCUUGCUAGAAAAAGAGCGGAAUGUGAUGGUCAGAGGAGCUGCCUGCAUAAAUUUCAUGGAAUAACAUUUUUAACAAUUGCAUAUGAUGGAGAAGAGGUAAAAUUAGCAUUCGAAUAUUUAACUGGAAAUAAUUUCGUAACAUUAUUUUCCGCGCCUGACCUUGAGUAAUCUUGGCAGGCAAACAGGUUCAUAUAUGAGAAGAAAAUAAGCAUCUUUUAGCCUACUCGUCGGUCUAUAUAGUGGAGACGAAACGGAAGAUGGUUAAUCUGUAUUAUUAUUAUUGCCUUUUCCCUUUGACACGUAUGCGGUGUACGUGUAUUCGCUUGGCGUUGCUUCUGCUCCGAGCAAUAACCAAUAAUCAAUGACACGGUAUGACAGAGUGAAAACUUUUCGAACAGACAAGAUUGGUGGGAUGCAGUUGGGUCAGGUCAUUGUUUCCUACUAGCAUCUCGUAUUUUAUUCUACGAAAUAAAUGCCCCAAUAUGCGAAUAAAACGGAUCGCGUUGCCUGCAUGGAUGAUGAAUGAGUACAGACACGAAAAAUGCCUUGAUUCGAUAAGUACGGCUAGAAAGGUCGCGCAGUGAGCGAAAGGACUGCUGAAAGGAUGACCAACGGGUGACUAAUAGGCGGGUGGUGACAAAUAAUUCCGAGUGAAUGAUAAUCGUGUCUUCUUAAUCCGAUUCACUUGAAAGCGUAUCGGUUCCAUCUUACGGUUAUCAAAAAUAGGUUUUAUAAAGAAAUGUAAUGAUAGAUUUCUGCGUCAAACCCUCGAUGACCCGUUAAGUGGUCAUACCUCUCCCUCAAACAUGCUUUUAAAGAGGGUUUAAUGAGAGCAGAGUAGGUAUAGAAAUGCGAAAUUACCAACGAUAUAUGAGAGUUGUAGUAUUUAAGCGUGAUGACUGAAUGUAUAUGAAAGAAUGAAUGAUUUAUGGAUGAACGGAUAAAAUAGCUAGAUAAGCUGAAUAUCGCAAAAAGCGCACUUCUAUCCACAAAUCAACGUCGUUCCAGAAACGAUGUCGACGCCUUAUGUUAACCACUUCACUUCGCUAAAAAUCUACUAGUGGAAUGGAUGUAUUUUCUGACGCCUGCGCGACAAGGGAUUUUAUGAACUCAAAAAUAUGAAUUGUUACCGACAGCUUCUAUCUAGGCUUUCUGAGUAUCGUUUUCUGCAAAUCAACCUAAGAAGUAGUCGGUCAAGCACAGGCUAGUUUUUAAAUUUUGUAAAUGUAUAACUCAUAAAUGUCGUGAUCUGCCCAGUAAUUGGUAGACGAAAUAACUGCUCAUAAGGUAUCUGACCAAUUAUAAAAUUUUGUAUCUAUUUAAUUUCGCCUUCCAGGCGAUUUAUAAGAGAGAAAACCGAUAUCCCGUAAAGCAACAUCAACAACAUAUACAGCAGUGCACAACAAACACAUAACCAACUUUUUGCAUUGCAUGGUAGUUAAAAAUGGAUGAAAAUGUCCGGUAAAGACUAAAAACAAUGGGAAUGUAGGGUAAGAUUAGGCGGGAAUGGAAUAAAAACAUGAAAAUCAAUCAUGUUAGCCUGCAUAUUGAUAUUAUUGGCCCUGAUUGUAUUCCUGCAAUGUAACUAUGACGCCCGCCACAACAAAUCACGGUCGUAUUAUAUCGAAAUCUACAACAACUACAUUUUAAGCCAUAUACCACAUGCUAAUGCAAGAAUAAACUCAGAUUUUAAACCUGGGUACAAGAGCUAUGGGUAGAUUACACAUACAGAAGGUAGGUAUGUUAACAGAUACCAUCGUAAUCAGAUGCACCGUAUUACAAUAAGGCAGUCAUUUUACGAAUAGCCAUUUAACCGGCUUAUGCUACUGCCCAGACGAGCCGAUAUAAGAACCUGUAUAUAGGGAUAUACAACAACAAAAUAUUAUUUCUUGCUUUAUGGAGAUAAAAUUAUGUAUCACCCGUUAAGGGUAGAACUAUUAUUAACAUUAUUAUACGACGAAGUGCAAACCGAAAAACAAGGAACGUCGUGUGUGAAGGAAGUGUAACUCGGUAGUCAAAGGGGGUGCAUAUAAACAUAUACAUACCCAACAAUUACGGAUGAAUCACUACAACACGCAGGGAAACUAGGAUAAAGCUAUAACACUGCAGAACGUUAAUGAAAAGAAGUCGGUCGAUAUUACUAAUGACGAUGUUCCCAUUGCGUCGGUAUAUAAAAUGUAAACGAACAAGUUUUACUAUCUGAUAGCGCUUUUAAUUCCAUUGCGUAUACCACACACACACAUUCACAUACACAUGCACGUACACAAACACUUAUAAAGAGAAUGUGCUCAUAAUAACCAACAACUCAUAAACUUGAUUAUUAAACACAGCAGAAUGGACACAACAAAUUGUGUGAACACGAAAAAACUGGAACACAAAUUAAUAAUGAAUUUCUUCUACUGAGCAUAUCCUUUUGUAUAUAAUUUAUCCACUAUAAUGCGAUUAAUAAACCGAAGUUUCCUGAGCGGUAA
Molecule: messenger RNA, 8309 nt
Organism: Varroa destructor (honeybee mite)
Lineage: Eukaryota; Metazoa; Arthropoda; Arachnida; Mesostigmata; Varroidae
Gene: Src42A
Product: Tyrosine-protein kinase Src42A
Biological process (GO): protein phosphorylation
Molecular function (GO): protein tyrosine kinase activity; ATP binding; protein binding
Source: RefSeq, a predicted model, not a curated record